Paramecium sonneborni is the source of this 2186-nucleotide messenger RNA. NCBI's taxonomy places the organism in Eukaryota, Ciliophora, Oligohymenophorea, Peniculida, Parameciidae. The record is from the annotation of a GenBank genome assembly.
AUGAAUUAAAUUUUAGUAUAAGAGAAAUGUUUAGAACACUCAGAAGAUAUUGUGGCAGUUAAUGAAAAUGAAAAAGACUUUGAAAAAAGAGGUUUGUGCACUAAAUGUUUGGCAAAUAUUUCUAGAAAAGAAGUAAAACAUAUUUAAGUUUCGAUCAACCAAAUUAAAUAAACAAAAUAAUUACUUAAAGUAUAUAAAACAAAUUUAUUGUAAAGUAAUUUGGAAAACAUAAAUAACCUAAGUGAAAGUGUUGAAUUAUUGAAGAAUUUUUACAUUUAAUAAAUUGAAUUGAUAAUCGUUUCUAUUAAAAAGUGGAAUUAAUAAAUUAAAAAUUUAGAAGAAGAUUUUAUUAAUAAGGUAUAAUCUAAAGAAUCUAAUGAUUACUAAUUAUUUAUUCAAUAUAUUUAGGAAGAAUAAAAGAAUUAAAUUCAAGAUUAGAUUGACUUUAAAGUUAAUAUUCAGAAUCAUAAGAAAUAAAUUACGUUAUUUGAUCUUUGUAAAGAAAGAACAAGUUAAAAACGUAUUGGAUGUUUAAGAUGUUCGGAUGGUACAAUUAAAUAUACUUCUAUUUAUUCAGCUCAUUAAAUGUGGAAAUAAAUUCAAUAAAAAAAAAUAGAAAAAAUGAAUUAAAAUGCUGAUGUAUUCUAAAAUAAAGUCAAUUGUCUUAAGGAUUAUUUAUAAAUAAUAUAAAAAGGAUAUAUUUCUGCACUUCAGAAUACAACAAAUAAAUUAAAUAUCAUUUAUUAAGAUUAUUCAAAUAAAGUUAAUUCAACAACUAAUAAUUUAAUUAAUACAUCUUGGAAAUCUUUAUCUAAAGAAGAAAUUAUUAAAAUUGCAUAAGAUUAAGUUAAAUUAAUUAAUAAAAUAGUUAAGAAGAUCCAUUAUUAAUUGAAUAUAAUAAUUAAGAUAAUUAAAUCAAUUAAAUUAUUAAAGAUACUAUUUUAUGUUUAUAAGAAUGUUAAAUAACUUAAUUUAAUAAAAUAAAUAGAUUAAUUAAUAAUUUAUUAAUAAACGAUAAUAUUCAAAGUUAAAUUAAAGAAAGCACUAAUGAUGUAGAAUGUUAAAGUAAUAUAGACACUAUUGAUUAAUCAUUAAAAAAAUCAAUUUUAUUAGAUUUAAAAAAAAAAGAGUUAGAUUUAUAAAUGCAUCUUAAGAAAUGUAAAUAAUUAAGUAUUCAUUCAUAAUAAUAUUCUUCAAUAAUCUAAUCUAAAUUUAAAGAAAAAUAAUUAAAACCAAUAAUUUAUAAUUUAUUAUAGAAUAAUUAAAUUAAGUAAACUGAAAGGUGUUAUGCAAUUGCAAUUAAUAAAGAUAAUUCAAUUGUAGUAAUUGGUUGUAGUAAAUAGAUCAAAGUAUUUGAAUUUAAAUAAGAAUAAUUAAAAUAAUCUCAAAUUCUAAAUGAACAUACGAAUGAUAUUAAUACAUUGAAUUUUAUGAAGAAAUCAAAUUAAUUUAUAUCAGGAAGUGAUGAUAAUUCUAUUAUAAUAUGGUAAAUGAAUGAAAAUAAUGAAUGGAUUUGUAAAUAGAAAUUAAAUGAACAUACAAAUAGUAUUUAUUGUUUAGUAUUAAAUAAUAAUGAAGAUAUUAUCAUAUCUGGUAGUAGAGAUAAAUCAAUUAAAGUUUGGAUGAAAUAGAAUAAAUGGAUAUGUUUAUAAACUAUCAUAGAUCAUACUGAUUUUGUAUAUCAGUUAAGUAUGAAUGAUUCUUAAAAUAAAGUGAUUUCUUGUGGAAAGGAUAAUUUAAUAUUAAUAAUAGAAUAGUCAUAAUUGGAUUAAAAAUGGAAUAUAAUAUAAAAGAUAAAUGUUUAAUAGUUUGGUCGUAGGAUAUGUUUUAUUAAUGAUAAUUAAUUCGCAUUUUAACCUAAUUCUAAAGAAUAGAUGCAUAUUUAUGAAAUGAAUAGUAAUAAUUAAUAAUAUUCAAAAACUAAAGAUAUUAUAGUUAAAUCUGGAUCAGAUUGUGAUUGCUUAUUUCCUUAAUAAUAUAUAAAAUAGAAAUAUUUAGUAGUAAAUAAGAAUGGAUAUAAUGUUAAUUUGAUAAGGAAAUACCAAAAUGGAGAAAUUAUUAAUGAAUAAUCUAUUGAUUUUGGGACACAUAUCCUAUAUGGAUUAAUGAGUGAUAAUGGAGAUUAUUUGAUUACUUGUGAUGAUAAAUAAAAAGAAAUUUAAAUUAGAAAAUAUUAAGAAAAAUGA